AACGGUUCUGGGAGCGCGCGCACCUGCCAGAGAUGAAUGAACGUUACCUGGCAGUUAGGGGAUAGAAGAAAAAAAGUCCAACAACCAUUAUGAAAAGAUUCAAGACCUAUUAAUUGACACAAUUACAUGCUAAUAAGUGGCGUAGCGAAGUUUGCUUUAACAGUUAUUCUGCUUAAUUUGGGAGAAAGGGCAAACUGGUGGAAGCCAGCACAGUGAAUGGAAACAUGGAGCAGCCGAUCUACACCACCAGGGCCCAUGUCUUCCAAAUCGACCCAACUACCAAGAAGAACUGGGUUCCUGCCAGCAAGCAGGCUGUCACUGUCUCCUAUUUUUAUGACAGCACGCGUAACAGCUACCGCAUUAUCAGUGUCGAUGGAACCAAGGUCAUCAUCAACAGCACAAUCACACCCAACAUGACGUUCACCAAGACAUCACAGAAGUUUGGCCAGUGGGCCGACAGCAGGGCCAACACCGUGUUUGGAUUGGGCUUCGCUUCAGAGCAGCAGCUCACAAAAUUUGCUGAGAAGUUCCAGGAGGUAAAAGAACAGGCUAAGCUAGCAAGGGACAAAUCUCAAGAGAAGGUGGAGACAUUGAGUAAUCACUCCCAGUCGGAAUCUGGUCGUGAUACACCCUCAACCAACCAGGCAUCCAGCAUUAAUGGGACAGAUGAUGAGAAAAUCUCUCACGUCGGUCCGGAGGCUGCUCUCCUACAGAGUGAGAAUGAACGUCUCAAGAGUGCAGUAGAGCAGAGCAACACCAACGCCAAGAAGUGGGAAACAGAGCUUCAGACUUUAAGAGAAAAUAAUGCCAGGCUGGUGGAUGCACUGCAGGAGUCUUCAGCUAAUGUAGAGAGCUGGAAGAAACAGCUUAGUGCCUGCAAGGAGGAGAGUGACACGCUCAGGAACAAGAUUGCUGAACUAGAAGCCCAGUGCAAUGAAGCCAAUCAAGAGAGACAGAAAAACGCCCAGCUGACUGUGAGGGUAAAGGAGCUGGAGGCUGAGCUACAGGAAAAGGAGCAGGAGCUGGAGAACUUGAGGAAGCAGGCAGAAAUAAUCCCUCAGCUCAUGUCGGAGUGUGAGAGCAUCACUUCGAAACUGCAGGCUGCAGAGACAAGAAACAAGGAGCUGGAGGGGAGAAUAGAGGGUCUUCAGCUGGACAUAGACGACAGCCGACAAAAGCAAGGAAACAUGAAGAUCGAGCUGAAGAAGUUGAUGGAUGUUCUAGAUGGAAAGCUAGAUGAGCUGCAAGAGUUCAGGCAGGGGCUGUCUAAGCUGGGUGCUGAUAACUGAGGAAAAGUAGCACUGAGCUAAAAGGGUCGGAGGUCAGGUACGAAGGAUUCACUACAGGGCAGAAACUGUGUGGCACCUAUUCCCCCAAGGUGACGUCCACACAGACACAAUUCAGCUUUGGCUUCUAAUAAACACUACCUUGUGAGAAAGAUGUUUUUGAGAGAGGGAGAGAGAGACUGGCAGACUAAAAGGAGGGAGGAAGGCCAGUGCACUCCACCAAAUGGCUCAAUUUCGUGUGCUGGCAUUGCAAAACUAAAUCAAGAGUCACACUUUGAGCUUACUUAACCGUUUCUGUGGGGGAAAAACAGGUUUAAAAAGCCGGUGGUGGGUUCUUAGAUUCUGUCCAUCUGUCUUUCUUCUGUUUUGUUUUUUUUCCUGAAGGCAGCACUUCUGCACAAGGAAGUCUGAGCUUAGAGUAGAGGAGGGGACUUAAAGGGCUAAAAUGAACAACAGAGACAAUGCUGCUCAGCAUCACUCAAGUAAUAAUUGGUGUUAAUCUUUGUGUCCCGCUCGAGAAUUAAAGAUGAAAUCUUUGUACAGGCUGUCCUCGCUGUUGCCUCUCUUCUAUCUCAGGUGUGUUGGAAGACAGUUUGUACUUAUUAGAUUAUAUGCACAUAUGUGACAAAUGGCCGUGACACAAAGUGCCUCCAGGUGAGCUUAAACCUACCUGGUGAGGAGAACUGGCCAAUCGAUGACCAUCACCAUAAUAACAACUUUUCUUUUUCUUUUUUUUUGUUGAGGAAACCUGAAGAUACAUUAAAAUUCUUGCUAAUAAACUGAGAUGAAAAAGGAGACAAGCAUGCACACCCCGAGGAUGUUAAUGAGAUGAGAAACGUAAAUGAUGAAAGCCAUGUUUAAAAAUAAAUAAAUAAAUAAAAAUUAAGAGCCCUCAGCUGACUUUAUCAACUCUCUUUUAUGUAAACACUUUUUUGAUUAGAUUAAAGAAGGAAAAAACUUUUCCCGGGAGCUUUCCUUCCAGAACAUCCAGAAUAAUAUUGGGAACCCCGUAUAGCCAUGAGUGUAGUGUUUAAAGGACUUUGUGUGUGCGCGCAGUAGUAUUGCUCAUUUGCAGAACAAAGAUGUCUCCAAGGCUCUCGAUGUGCUUCCUACACACUCGGUUUUUGUUAUGGUGGUGGUUAUUUUUGGGUGAGGGGACUUGGUGCUGCUCGAUGGGUGGAUGAUGUGAAAGUGUACUUCACUUUAGAUGGCAUGGGGCUUUUCACUAAAAACUUGUCAAAAUUUUGUUUUGUUUUUUGCAAGGGGAGAGGGAUGUUUUAUGCAUUUAUUUAUUUUUGGUGCCUCUCUACAACGACCAUUUUUAGAACGUAAGAAGUAAAUCAACCUUAACCUAAUGUCUCCACGGGUGUACGAUAACAUAUUAAAGAAGUCAGGAGGUUUUCAGGAUGGUGCCACAGCUGCUUCUAGGAAGUCCAUCUUGAAACUUGCUCCAUUUGAAAUCAAAGGCACAUGUUGAAGUGACAUAUUUACUCUAUAAUACUAAGUCUUUAUUUUUCAUCAGUUUCAAUCUUGUCUUAAAGUUGAGAUAUCGAAUGAAGGGAUUUUUUUUUUUCUUUUUCUGUUUUGCCCUCCUGUUUGUAACUCACCUGAAUCUGGAUAACACGAUGUAUGAUCCUUCCUUUUGAACCGAUGCCUCUUGUGCACUUUUGUGAUUCCUGUUCAAUAUUGUACAAUAGAACUGACAAUUGGUAAAAUUUAGUUUAAUUACA
Molecule: messenger RNA, 3016 nt
Organism: Pundamilia nyererei
Lineage: Eukaryota; Metazoa; Chordata; Actinopteri; Cichliformes; Cichlidae
Gene: homer2
Product: homer scaffold protein 2
Exons: 9
Coding region: 225-1289 (354 amino acids)
Biological process (GO): G protein-coupled glutamate receptor signaling pathway
Molecular function (GO): G protein-coupled glutamate receptor binding
Source: RefSeq, a predicted model, not a curated record